Molecule: messenger RNA, 988 nt
Organism: Emiliania huxleyi CCMP1516
Lineage: Eukaryota; Haptophyta; Isochrysidales; Noelaerhabdaceae
Exons: 6
Coding region: 53-988 (311 amino acids)
Biological process (GO): negative regulation of DNA-templated transcription
Molecular function (GO): transcription corepressor activity; DNA binding
Source: RefSeq, a predicted model, not a curated record
AGCCCCGGGAGCAGGCCGACGACCCUGACGUGGCCCGCCCACCCACGCGUCGAUGCGAGGCACGUUCGAGGACGAGCCCGCGCCGGAGAUCGGGCCCGGCUGGGUGCGGCGCACGAAGCAUCGGCCAAAGGGGCAGAGCGGCAAGCGCUUUGACCGCUACUUCCUCUCGCCAGAGCGGCACGGCCAGCGUCGGCAGUUCCGCUCGCUCGUGGCGGCGCAGGCGUACCACGCCGGCAAGCUAGACGAGCUGGACGCGGUGUGCGAGGCGUGCGGCUCGGGCGUCGACGAGCCGGGCAACGACAUCCUGCUCUGCGACGGCUGCAACGCGGCGCACCACAUGGCAUGCCUCCCGGUGCCGCUCAAGGCGGUGCCCGAGGGAGAGUGGCUCUGCCCCGCGUGCAAAGGCGGCCCGGUGGGCGCGCGACCACCCAAGGUCCGGCCGGGCACGAUCAUCGUCCAGAAAGCAGCAGCUAGCCCCCGCGCGGUCACGGCGGCCCGGCACUCGCCCGGUCGUCUCGACCCGGAGUUCGACCCGGCAGUGCUGCGGCCCGCGCUGGUGCUCCCGGCGAGGCUGCGGCCGGCCUGCGUCGUGCUCGGCUGCCCCGGCGAGGGCAUCGCCCAGCUGCAGGAGCCCUCUUCCAGAGCAGAGAAGAAGCAGCGCGGGGAGGAGUGCACGCCGCUGGAGUCAGCCGCCUGCUGCUCGGGCAGGGAGCUCAUGCUCGCCUGCGACGUCUGCGGGCAGGCUUGGCAGUGCUCUUGGUGGUACCGCCACCUCACUGACAGCGGCGAGGCCGCCUCCGCGUCAGCGGCAGUGUCGAAGGCGCCCGCGCCGGCGCGGAGCGCGCACACGCGCGAGGACGCCGGCGACGAGACCACGCCCGAGACCAUGCCCGACAGCGCGGCGGCGCAGGGCGGGAAGAGGAAGCGGGAGGCCUGCCUCGCCGACUUCUUCCAGAGCGGGCCGCGUUGGAUGGGGCGGCAGAGCUGA